Messenger RNA from Psammomys obesus (fat sand rat), 391 nucleotides. RefSeq names its product myoregulin (gene Mrln). NCBI's taxonomy places the organism in Eukaryota, Metazoa, Chordata, Mammalia, Rodentia, Muridae. The record is from RefSeq and is a predicted model, not a curated record. The transcript is spliced from 3 exons. The coding region runs from base 249 to 389 and encodes 46 amino acids.
AAGAAAGGCCACUGUGGGAAGAAAGCUCCCACCUCUACAUCCAGGUUUCCUGUGUUGUGUUUCCAGUUCUGCGAGGCAGCAAAGCUACGAGGGAUUACAAGUCACCAUGGAACCGGGUUGCUAGGAGAACACCUGUGCCCACAGCACUUUGGUCCAGCGAGAGCAGGAGAGGAGAGUUGUUCCUGGAACCGGAAGAGCUGUUUUACCUGCUACCACCUGAGGAUCUCAGGGAGCAGGAUUGCCUGAAUAUGAGUGGCAAAAACUGGAUAUUAAUUUCUACUACUUCACCCCAAAGUCUGGAAGAUGAAAUUCUGGGACGACUUCUGAAAAUUCUAUUUGUUUUGUUUGUGGACCUAAUGUCCAUUAUGUACGUUGUCAUAACUUCCUAAAA